Messenger RNA from Echinops telfairi (small Madagascar hedgehog), 4541 nucleotides. It is a transcript of the gene SPATA6, whose product is annotated as spermatogenesis associated 6. Gene Ontology annotation, molecular function: myosin light chain binding. Lineage: Eukaryota; Metazoa; Chordata; Mammalia; Afrosoricida; Tenrecidae. Bases 1 to 1281 code for a protein of 426 amino acids. Gene Ontology annotation, biological process: motile cilium assembly; spermatogenesis. The transcript has 11 exons. The record is from RefSeq and is a predicted model, not a curated record.
AUGCCGAAGGUGAAGGCGCUGCAAUGCGCCCUGGCGCUGGAGAUCCGCUCAGUGUUCCCUGAAGCAGUGGACCCUGGAGAUGUGGUUGCACAGCUUGAAUAUGAUACAGCAGUGUUUGAGUUGAUACAGCUUGUUCCACCAGUUGGUGAAACACUGUCUACAUAUGAUGAAAAUACAAGAGAUUUCAUGUUCCCGGGUCCAAACCAAAUUUCUGGACACCAUGAUUCAAACCGUCAGGUUACCAUGAGGAGGAUUUCUGGCCUUAGAGAUAAAUUUUUUUACCACACGGCCCCAGUUGAAAAACCACACGGCAGAUUGCAAAGCAGAACAUCAAGAUCACAAAAGAAAAAAUCCAAGUCACCUGAGAGAAGCAAGUACUGUAUCAAUGCCAAAAACUACGAGCAGCCUACAAUUUCAUCAAAAUCACAUUCGCCAUCUCCCUACACAAAAAGACGCAUGUGUGAGCUCUCUGAAGACACCAGGCGGCGGCUGGCCCAUUUAAACCUGGGACCGUAUGAAUUCAAAAAGGAAACAGAUAAGCCUCCAUUUGUGAUCAGACAUGUUGAUCCGCCAAGUCCCAGAGCUGAUGCUUUCUUUGGAUCUUCUGGCAGAGAUUGUGAAAGAGAUGGGUGGUCCAGGAUGCACAAUGUCUUUUCUUUCACGCUGCUGCUCUUCACCUUGGCAUACUUACCUGAAACAGAUGGUAAGCACUUUGUGACCUUGGGCUAUGGCUUUGUUAUCCCCUACACUUUGAAGCGAGCUCUAACAGUUGUUAUGAGAACACCCCAUGGGAGAGACUUCGAUGACUCUUUGGAAAGGUGUGAUGAGUAUUUGGGCUCCAGGUCAUGUAGCAAGCCCCAGCAUUCAGCCAGGACACUGCUGGUCCACUCAGCACCCUCAACAACACCCAAGCAUUCUCCAAGCCCUGUGUUAAAUCGAACUUCUCUCAGGGAAAGAUUCCAUUCUGAUUGGUGUUCACCUUCAAACUCUGAUGAGAUCCAUGACCGGGAUGAGCGAGACCCAGAGAAAGAAGAGGAACUGGAACUGAAAAGAGGCCUUUUGUACAGGGACUCUGCCUAUGACAGUGACCCCGAGUACAGCUCCUUCCCGCGGCCACAUGGUACUGUCCACUUGGAUGAUGGUGAAUACUGGUCCAACAGAACAGCCUCUUACAAAGGAAAACCCCACCGACCCAUCUUUGAGAACAGUAUGGACAAGAUAUACAGGAAUUUAUACAAAAAGGCCUGUAGUUCUGUUUCUCAUACUCCCGAAAACUUCUGAGGCCACCCACGAUAAACUCUGAAUGUCGUGUCAACUCCUCAAUGAAAACAUUUGAUGUGACCGUUAUCUGUUUUCCUUUUUCAUUAACAGGUGGUCUUAAUUGAGUAAUUAUGGUAAAUGGUAAAUUGUCAUAGGCUGUGUCUUUUAUUACGAAAAGGUCCGCCUUCCAAAAGUCAAAACUCCAGAGCGCAACGAGAACUUCAGCUGGGAUUUUGACAAGGUUUGCCUGUCACGCUUAUCUAUCUAGCUCUUGUUGCACUUCUUAUACAAAUCUAGUCAUUGGCUUCUCUAAAAACCUUCUUCUGCCUUAACCACUGUGUAAUUGUCUUUUCUUGUGUUUGGCUGAUUACUUUGUCCAGGUAAAAUUUAAUACCUAUUCAUUCACUACCUCUUCUUAAUGAGUGAAAAUAUGUGUGCUAUAUGGAAAUGAACUUCCGAAGAGUUUAAACUGGUAUUUUCUACUUUUCUCCUUCUGAAAAGUCUGUUUAUAUUUCUUAACUGGUAAAAAAAGCUUUUUAAAAAACAAUUUUAACUUUCUAUAAUCCUUCGGUCCCUUUUUCCUGGACGAACUACCUAGAAAUGUCUGCCCGUUUACAAUCCCACACCUGAAUAGCUCAUUGCUAAAGAGAAAUUUGUACAUGGUUUUGUUCUUGAGCUUUAUGUUCUGGCAAAACCCAAAUCUGAAAACAGUCUCACUUAAAAAUAUAGUUAACUAAAUGAAUGAAUCACCUUAGCUCUUUCGAGGUUUUAUUAGGCACUAGAGGCCCAAGACAGUAAGAGCCUUGUUUGAGGCAAAAGCAGAACUCUUUGUAAGAGGCACGCAAUUGAAAUCUAUUGAUUAAUUGGCUUUCUUCAGCCAUACAUGUUAUGAAAUCUUUGAGAUAUGACGAAAUCAAUUUCUUCCUAUUUACCAAGGAGUUAGAGGGACCUGGAGGUAGAAAAGAGUGGAUUAUAGUCAAAGUAUGCAUUAGCAUGCUCUAGAAAAUCAGUUAUAGAGUUUGGAAUCUCAUAGGUAUUCACUAAAUAUAUGUUUAACCAGAGUUAACACUCACUUAAUCAGAAUUAACCCACACUUGGACCAUUUGCGAAAUGCCAGGCCACAUGAGUGCUCUAAUGUCCUCCAGUUCUAGGUUCUAUGACAGUGUUUUGCACAAAAAAAAGUAACGGUUAAGGGGAAGGGGGAAAAAACUUCAAACAAAAUGCUUUACUAUUACAGAAAACCUCCCGAAGAGUAAGUACCACAAGAAUUGCUCCAAUAUUGCUAUUGGCUAAUGCAAAGACUAUAGAAACUGGGCCUCAGUGGAGAAACUGGUCUUCUGAUAGACAGUUCCUCUGGUUUAAGUGUGAUCUCUUUCUGAAGUACUGAGGGCGCUUAACUACAAAGAUAUGGGGCAUCUCUCUAGUUCGAUUAUGUUUCACUCCGGAAGGGAAGAAAUGGCCCUCAUUGUGCUCCCUCUGAUAUUACAGUAUCUUGGAGUAAAAUUCUUAAGUACUAAUAGUUGUCUGUUCUUAUUGGUGGAAGUAGAAAAGUGCAGUUGUUUAUUCUCUUAGAUUGUCCACUACUCAUCUCUCAAAUCCAGUAAUAAUCAUUGUACCUCCUAUGAAAGAUAGACUUCAUUGCCUUCCUUUUACUGUGUAUGGGGGCUUCAAAGAUGGACGGUAAAUUUAAUGGGAUUUUUCCACGAACUUUUUGAAGCCCUUCAUACGCUUUCCAAUAAAAAAAGAGUUAAAAAAAAAAAAGAUUGGGGGUGAGGAGUUGGAGAUGGAUUUGGAAAGUAAAAUUUUAAAUUCAACGAAGAAACCAGAGACGAAUCUUUAAUCUGAGUUCUCCCUGGUUCCUCUACCAGCUAUGUAAUCUGGAUUGAAGUCAUCUAUCCUUCUUGGACUCCUGUUUCCUCAUCUACAAGAUUGAGAGAUUCGUUUAGAACCAUUUUUUGACAACAGCUUUACUGAAAUAUAAUUCCUAUACUAUAAAAUUCACUAUUAAAGGUAUACAAAUGAAUAGUUUUUAAUACAUUGAUGAAGAUGUGCAGCUUAAAUACUGUCUUACUUCUACAACACUUUUGUCACUACUAGAAAGAAACCUUUCCUGUGCCAUUAGUAGUUAGUGCCACUCCUUCCUGGCUUCUGAGCUGGCAGCAAUCACUGGCCUACCUUCUGCCAGGGUUUGCGUUUUCUGGACAUUUCAUAUAAAAGAUAAUACAAAAUGUGAUCUUUUGUGUCUCUUUAGCUUAUCAUAAUGUCUUCAGAGUUAAUCCAUGUCAUAGCAAAUAUUCAUUCUUCCGUUUUAUUUCUAAGGAAUGUGAAUUGACCACAUUUGGUUUAUUAGUUCAUCAGCUGAGUGUCAUUUGCGUAUUAUGAAUAAUGCCACAGGAGUUUUUGUGUGGCCCUAUGUUUUGAUUUCUCUCGGGUAUAGCCUUAGGAGGAAGUUGCUGAGUCAUAUGGAGACUGUGUUUAAACUUUGAAAAAAUGCCAAACUGCUGUUUCCAUUUUAAAAACAUUUAUUUUUCACUUACUUUGGUAUCCCAAGCUUUCAUCCAUCCACCUAUCAGCCUUAUUGAGCACUCUGCUACCUGUGGAGGAAGUAUACAUUAUUGUUUAAAGUGUCCCCAACUAUGUACAGUCUAGUCAGAGAGAAAAAGCAAUGGGCUAUUCAAACACAUAAAUUGGUUUGAUAACUUGGCUGAUAAAAGAAUGCAACAGUGGGGAGAAGGCCCUUGUAGCUUGAUGAAAUAUGCAGGGGCAGUGAAUUAUUUAAUACGGCUCUUCUAGCCAGUCUCUAGCUCAUACCCAAUGAUCUUUCCCUACAUGGGUCUGGUGAAAAGGUAGGAAACACACUGAUGAGAUUCUCUGGAGUGAGAAACAGGAGAGCAAUUCUCAUUACCAGCAAAAACCAGGAGUGGAGCCUCGAUCCCUUCACGGAGAACGCCUGGAUCCAGAAGACACAUGUAACAUCAGAGGAGCAGCAGCAGAACCAGGAGCCAGGGGGUGUGGUGGGCUUCCCAAGAGCAAGGAAAGCGAUUGCUUUUGUGCAGGAAACUGGUUUAUGGAACAGGGUGCCUCUGGGCACUGAAUUCAGUGAUCUGGGUUUGCUAACACAUGAACUUGAACUGUGAAUGCCUUCCGCUGGAGACCCUUUAGGGAUUUACUAGCAGACCUGAAAGAACUCUGUGACGUGUCCUGGUAAACAGCUGUGUCCUGAGCAUUUCUCACUGGCAUCACAAUCUGUCGACUUCCUUAAUAAACCUUUUAAUCAUGAA